This is a messenger RNA of Megalobrama amblycephala (Wuchang bream), 3091 nucleotides long. It is a transcript of the gene rftn2, whose product is annotated as raftlin family member 2. The coding region runs from base 401 to 1714 and encodes 437 amino acids. The transcript has 9 exons. NCBI's taxonomy places the organism in Eukaryota, Metazoa, Chordata, Actinopteri, Cypriniformes, Xenocyprididae. The record is from RefSeq and is a predicted model, not a curated record.
UCUCAUUAAUUUCAGCACGCUUCCAGCCUACUACAACUUUAGCUUUAUUAUUUCGCGGUCAUUCAGGGAGACUGGAUGUGAUGUGUUUUUUCUGGUAGAGGUUUUAAGGGAAAACAAUCUGGAUUUAAUUACUGCACAUCAACUUCAGAAAGUAUUUUGUUUCAUAAACCCUCUCGCUGGAGGACUUGGUGAUCUUUGCUCGUUCAUUUAGACUUAAGCCGUUUUCUAAAAGGGGAUCGGACACACUUGCACGUCAUCCUCGGUUCAGUGCCACUCCCAAAGGAUUAAGUUGUUGGAAUAUGGAGCAAACCCACUAAGCACAGGAGCGGGAGUCUUCUGAGUUUGUGGCCGAGUGGGUCGCCCCGUGUCCGGCCUUGCGUGUGCUGGAGAUCCCGUUAUAAUGGGAUGCGGACUACGGAAACUGGAGGACCCGGAGGACAGCAGCCCGGGGAAAAUCUACUCCACUUUAAAGAGACCACAGGUCGAGACCAAAACAGACUCCGUGUACGAGUAUGUGCUUCUGGACUUCAGUUUGGAAGGCAGUCGGCCUACGGUGCAGUAUUUAUCCUCGCUGUGCGAGCUGCCCCAUGCCCUACAGUCCUACUACACCCAAGGCUAUGUACUGGCCGCCCUGCAUCCCAUCAUCCUCUCAGUGGGCCGGACCCGCUUUCUGCCCUGCAGCCUGCUCUACCGGGCCAUUCUGGUCCGCCCACGAUCCAGUAAUCACGCAGUGCCGAUGAUUGACAGCUUGCCAGUGUUGCGAGUGGAGGAGUGGCCACUGCCCGGAGAAUCUCUGACCAGUGACACAGUGAGACUGCUCAUAGACAGGGUGAACAGCUAUGCCCGGGGUGGUGUAAGGUUUGUGGGAUCGGUGCUUCAGCAGGCUGGAGGAGGGGGGUGUAACGGUAGACUGCCCAGUCCCAGGAGGGGCUGCCGCUCCCCAUCCCGCACCCCACCUCGCACGCCGCCCGGAGAUGGGGAUCUAGAGGGCCGUGGCUACAGCCCAGACCUGAGAUUGUUGGUGCUGUUUCACUCCUGGGCUCCGGGCUGUGCCCCGCUGGACUCUCUCGCCUGCUGUUACCACCAGGGGGCGCUGUCCAUGCGCGUGUCCAGAAAGGGUCAAGUUGUCAGUGCCCUGGAAGCUGAUUGGCUGGAACUGACCGCAACUUACUACCGCAAGGGCUGGUCACUGGUCGACUCCUUCGUAUACUGGGACACACCUAAAGGUGAGCCAGUGCCCAGGUCUCUAGAGGGGCUGUUUGUCUAUGAGGAGAAAAGCACAGCGCCACCUGCCAAUGACACUAUUGUAGUAGAACAGUGGACUGUUAUAGAGGGCUCAGAUGUAAAGACCGACUAUGGUCCUCUGCUCCACACGUUAGCAGAGUUCGGCUGGCUGCUCACCUGUGUGCUGCCCACCCCAAUCAUUCGCCAUGACAGUGAAGGGAAUCUAGCCACUAAGCAAGUUGUUUUUCUGCAAAGACCUGUCAAAGGACAAUCGGUACCGCAGCACAACCAGGGAUCCGCGCGGCGAGAGGUGUCCAGUCACUCUGUGAGUCGAGGUGUGGAGGAAGCGCACACAGAGCUGUCGUCUCCAUGUUCAGGGGGGAUCGGCGGUUUCCCUGUGUUUGGAGGAGGGUAUCCCAGUGCACUCUCCCAUCUAGAUGAGGGAGGAUUUGAGCCGGACGAUGGGGCCGCAGAAGUCACCUGUAUGUGACGCACCAACUCAAAGACGUAAUUUCUUUUUAGGGUGACUGUCUUUUUAAUUUCUGUCACCCUAAAACAGAAACCUUUGAUGGUUACGAGCUGCAGCAAUGCCCUAGAAUUUACCACAUCACAAGGACAAAGAGAUUGGAAUUCUUGUAUUAGAAACAGACUCAUAGCACUUUUAACUUUUUGUAAGUUAUUUUUUUAACAAGCCAAAACAUAGAGGUCAGUUUUAUUUUACCCAUUUAUUUUUAAUUGAAAGCACAAAGUAUGUGCAAUCCUUCUCUUUUCUGACACAAAGUAUCAAAACAGCACUGAAAUUCACUGUUAUUUGCAACAGCAGUAUUUCACAGCACUCGCACAACACAAACACCACAUGUACAGUUCAUAUCACAUUUGUAGCACAAUAGCAUCACGGCAGAAACUAGAAAAAAGGCUCCAACACCUCAACAAAUCUUUUUUUCUCCUUAUCACUGAGUGUCCUUCCUCACUGUUCAUUUUCCUGUUCCUUGUUCCUUUUUUACUUCAAAUCAGCUGACAAUUGAGUUGUUUGUUCUAACACCUGCAACAGUUCAGUGUGACGAACUCAGGAACUGAGUGUCCAAACAGCCCCUCUGUAGGAUGCAGACGUUUAUUUAGUGUGCAUAUUUGGGACUUUUUUUUUUGGAAUGAUUUUUUCAGGCCUUUUGAGUCAAAACAUCAGGAAUGCUCAAUUCAGUUUGGAACACAAAUGUUUAAGGGAAAUGCAUAUGCACUGUAGGCGGGACCCCAUGAACUAGUCUGUACUAAACGCAGAACUUGAUGCUGUUGUUUGUUUAUCUGAUCUGUGCCAUUAACUUAAUGGUGCUAGAGUUGAAUUUGUAUGUUAAUCUCCUAGGAAUUUCUGCUAUCCAAAAGGGAAAGGUGAUACACUCAGAUUUGCAUGUUAAUUAAGUGGAAACUACGCAGUUUUCAUUAACUGAAAUAGGACUAUGAGCAGGGUACUUCCUCUAUACAGUUUAGUAUAAACUGACUGUAGAUUUAUCUGGCUGGAUUUUUCAUAUUGAGCUGCAAUGGUGCUGCUUGUGCCACCCUAUUCAUUUGUAUGUUGUAAAAUUUUAAGCAUUGUACUUAUGUCUUAUAUUGCCUUGACAAUGUUUAUCCCUCUUUGAGGAAUGGCAGAAUAGAGUAAGCACAUUUUAGCUUGCAAAACAGACUAUCAAGCUGCUGUAAAUGUUUUGAUACCAUGGAAAACUGAACAAGAUGUUUCUCCACUCCAGAAGCUGAGCUCAGAUAUUUAACAUUAUAUUCUAAUAAGCCAGAACUGAUCAGUAUUAUUUACCAACUGUAGUAUUUGAAUGUUUCAGACCAUUUUUUGUAAUAUUUUAUUAAAUGGGUAUUUACCUCA